AUGAUCAACCACAACACACAGCUCAAGAAGCUGAAGUUUAUACUGUUCCCUCCGAGCAGAUUUCCCUGUAAUAGCAUAGACAUCCACUCAGAUGUCAAAUGUAGCACAAAAGAGAAUCAUCAUCCAUUGAAUCAUGAAGUUGCGAAUUCCACUUAUCGUUCUCAAACACGCACUGGGGGCACAAGAGUUUACCCAAAAGAGUUGAAGGCGGAAGAAGCACAGCCAAGGCCAUUAUUGUCGUGUUCUGUCGCCACAAAGGUGGAUCAGGAACAAAAGGAAUACAUACAAUCACAAAUCACAACAUGUAGCACUACUCUUGCACAACAAGUGGAUUGUCCAACAUUAAUCCAGUCAUCGAGUUCCUAUGUUAAUGUGAAUGAUGAUGCCAGAGGCAUGACGCCGUUAUCUGUGCAAGAUGUUACCUUUGAUAAAACUGCUUUAUCCCACAAGAUUCAUCAAAAACCAAUUUACGAUCGUCCCAACCAUCACGAUACAAAAGAGAUCGCAUCUUCAAUCAGACGAUGCAUGCUGCCUUUCAAGCCUCAUUACGAGCUGGAAUGGCCUCUGCCUAAUCAUCAUACCAGCAGUGCACUCACAAAAAGGACCUGGCUUCAACUCGACGAUCAAACAUCCAGCGGUAUUGAGAGAGUGCGUAAAUUGGGGUUUGCUGAUCUAGAUGUGCGAUUAGACGAUCAGUUGACUUGCUACAUCAACUCAUUGACUGGCAGCGAGAUUGACAGUGUGGUGAUUCAAGUGCUGUUUGACCAUACUAUUCAUGGUGAUGAUAGUCAAGAUGCUACAUUGAAUGGCAAGCAGGGGCGAUUACUACGGCUAAGACGAAUCUAUUGGUGGUCUGUCAGCUACAACUUGGCACGCACGUGUCUUCCCAUCCCCUAG
Molecule: messenger RNA, 897 nt
Organism: Mucor velutinosus
Lineage: Eukaryota; Fungi; Mucoromycota; Mucoromycetes; Mucorales; Mucoraceae
Exons: 2
Coding region: 1-897 (298 amino acids)
Source: RefSeq, a predicted model, not a curated record